Molecule: messenger RNA, 3057 nt
Organism: Pyricularia grisea
Lineage: Eukaryota; Fungi; Ascomycota; Sordariomycetes; Magnaporthales; Pyriculariaceae
Exons: 4
Coding region: 1-3057 (1018 amino acids)
Molecular function (GO): protein binding
Source: RefSeq, a predicted model, not a curated record
AUGUCACUACAUAGUCCAGUCCGCGCUCGUGGCAUCUCCAGCCCAUGCACAGAAACGUCAGCCACAGAUCGAGACUCGCCUGAUCACCAAAACCACCACCCGCACCGCCCGAGCUUCAACGCCAACAACACGCAGGACCGAUUACGCGAGGGCGCUAGGCGUCCACAUCGCAGCACGAUGCCGACAAACAUCAGGCGGGACCGCAAGUCUCUCUUCAAGGAGGUGGGCCUGCUGGAUGACGACGAGGCUGAAGAUUUCGGAGGCAGCAGCGAGAGGACCGUGCCGAGCCCCUUGUCAAACAAAGAGUUUGGAACCAUCGCCGGCAUAUCACCCGCGUCGACGUUUGAUAACAACGACGACGACGACGACGACCGAAACGCGGCUUCGAGACAACAACAGGACGCCGCCCCUGCCCCUUCGGCAGAUACGAAAACGAGCAGGACGAUACGAGGGGGUGGCGAGGGUGCACAGCAGGAGGAAAGGGGAGCAGCCGGGGCACGGCAGCUGCAGCCGUCGUCUUCGUCGGAGAACCAAAGGAUGCCGUGGUACAGCAGGUUGGGGCGGCAGGGGAGGCCGAGGAUAAGAGCAGCCGCCGCCAGUGCGACGCCCCCUCCCGUAGCCACGAGUCUCUCCCGAGUCACAAUGAUCGCCAUGCUCAUUGCUGUCGUUCUUCCUGCCUUUAGCUACAACAGCGGCCGGCGCACCGUCGACAUCGCUGGCGCCGAUGCCGGCGUCGUCCAGGGCCGAGGUGACGUCGGCGGCCAACAACAACAACAACAACAACAACAACAACAGCAACAACCAUGGUCGUCCGACGUCGCUGGGGAGCUCAACUUCCUCGAGGCCAGGCAGAGCAGCCCUACGCAGGUCUGCGCGCGAUGGGCACAUCACACCGCAUUGCUUAACGGGACCGUUUACAUAUACGGUGGCCAAAGCAAAAGCAAUCCUACGCAGCAAACCGACAAAUGGAACAACAACUUCCUCACACUAGAUCUAACGAAAUCCUGGGACGUAAAAACUCCCGUCCUCAACGGGCUUCCCACACCAUCUGGUCCGCCCAAGGUCUCCCUGGGCUACCUCUGGAACGACUACAACAACCUGUACCUAUACGGCGGGCAGUUUGCCGACGACGCCCAGGGCGUCGAGGUCGGCCCGUCGACCGUCUGGAAGUACUCGAUCAAGAGCAGCUCGUGGUCCGAGGACAAGGAUCCCGAGACUUCGGACGGCAAGUACUCGGAGCCGGGCGGACAGAAGGUCCAGCGCUCUGCUGAAGGCGCCGGCCUCUCGGUCCCGGAGCUGGGGUUGAGCUGGUACUUUGGAGGCCACCUGGACAUGUGGACGACGCCCGGCUGGUCCAACCAGAUCUGGCGCGUCUACCUCAAGUCGCUUCUCGAGUUCACACACCCUGGAUAUUCCAACCCGGCAGUCAAGUCGCUCGAGGACAAGGGCGCCGGCGAGUUUGGCGCCUACCGCAACAUCACCGAGGGGGGUUUGCAAAAGGACGAUGCCUUUUACGAGCGGGCGGACGGCGCACUCGUCUUCAUCCCCGGAUGGGGUAAGAAGGGCGUCCUGAUCGGCCUUGGCGGUGGCACGAACACUACCUUCUCCAACAACCUCGGCACGCUCGAUGUCUACGACAUUGAUAGCUCCGAGUGGUACCACCAGGAGACGUCCGGCAUCCCGCCAUCAGUCCGUGUCAACCUGUGCGCCGUGGUGGCGUCUGCGCCGGACGCAUCCAGCUUCCAGGUCUACGUCUUUGGUGGGCAGAACCUCGAACCUUAUAAAGACCAAGUCCAGUACGACGACAUGUACAUACUCACCAUACCUGCCUUCACCUGGGUCAAGGUCGACAAGCAAGGCAAGAACCAACCGUCGGCGCGCGCCGGACACACGUGCAACAUGCGCGACGGGCAGAUCGUCACCAUCGGCGGCUUCCUGGGCGUCGACUCGGCCUGCGACUCGCCGGGCAUCUACGUCUUCAACGCCAGCAGCCUCGAGUGGAAGGACAAGUUCGACGCCGCCGACCACCGCGCCGAUCUCAGCCCCGAGAACUCGGUCAUGGCGGGCAGCUACGGCUACAAAGUGCCGCAAAAGGUCGCCGACGUCAUCGGCGGCGGGCCCGAGGGCAGCGCAACCGUCACCGCCCCCGUGUCUCGCGCCACAGACGGGCCCUUCGCCACCGGCAAGUCCCCCGUCUUCACCGUCACGGCCGGAGGAACCGUCACGCAGACGGCGUGGGGUCCUGGUGCCACGGCCGAGGGCGGGCCAGGCGACGCGGGAGGUGGUGACGGCACGCAGCAGGAGGAGGCUCGAAAGCCUUCGGCAGGGCUCAUCGCCGCGGCGGUGCUGGCGGGGCUCGCGGGUCUGCUGGCGGGCUACCUGGGCUUCUGCGCGUGGCUGUACCGACGACAAGUGCGCGCGUACCGGACGCACCUGGCGGUGGCGAACCGGUACUCUGGCGGCAACGCGACGGCGUCACACGCCAGCCUGGGCGGCAUGGCUGCAGCCUUCUUCGGCAGGAAGCGCAGUAAGCUGGGCAGCAAGGACAGCAAGGAGAGCGGUGGUGGCUCUCAAAGGCAGCAGCGACGCUGGGGGAGCAGCAGGGUACCGGCAGGACAGCCGGGCGUAGGGGGUGAGUUUAUCGGCGGCGACGACGAGAAGCCGCUUUACGGGAAGCACUCCUCCUCGGCGGGACGUGAGAGCUUUGCGUGGGUCGGCAGGCCGAGUCAGGACCCUGCAAGGCCGGUGAUGGGUCCGUGGCUAGGCCCAGACGGGUCAACACCCGGGUCCGGGACGACGGCGACGGGGAGUGGACGACCAUCCCCGUUUGCGUAUGGUGGUAGUGGGAGCGGUAUCACGUUUGAGCCACCGAGCGGUGGCAGUGGUAGUGGGCCAUCGAGACCGAGGACGAGUGGCAGUGCGUCGUCGACCGAGGGUCUGCUCGACGGGCAGGACAUGAGCUUCUUUUCUGUCGUGCUGGCGCCUAGGAGGGCGUUGCGUGUUGUCAAUGGACUUGAGGACGGGGAAAAGGAGCAGCAGGUUGCAGAGUCGAGAUAA